CGCAUGGAAAAUAUUAGCGACGUGAACGUAAAAUUGGACGAAAUUACGUACGGUUUUCCUUCGGGGCGCGAUUCAAGAUUCGGUGUCCGCGAAAUUGUAGCUUCGCACCGGUCGAUCGAGCGGUCGCGUUGCAUGACUUUCGGAACGUCCGCGAGGAGGAGAAAGAGAGGAAGCUUGCGCUGGAAAAGAAAAAGCAACACAGCGGCGAGCAGAGUGUAAGGAACAAGCGGCCGAUCGUAGCUACUCGAGAAGACUGCGUUUUGACUUACGCGAUUUUACGCUGAUCGUUCGCAGCAAUCCUCGCAGCAUGUCAGAUUGGGACACCGCGCCUAUCACGCUGCGUAAACGCGCCCCAAAAUCGUCGACGCUCAAAACCGAGAAGGCGGUGAACGAUGCGCGACGACAGGGUUACACCGUCGAGACACAAGCGAAAUGGGGUGGUGGUGCAAAUAGACAGCAUGUGACUACAAAGAACACAGCCAAAUUAGAUCGUGAAACAGAGGAAUUAAAACACGAUCAAGUUCCACUUGAACUUGGUAAACUUAUCCAACAAGGACGGCAAAACAAAGGAUUAUCUCAAAAAGACUUAGCUACAAAAGUAAACGAAAAGGCUCAAGUCAUUAAUGAUUAUGAAGCGGGACGUGGAAUACCAAAUCAAAUGGUCAUUGGUAAGAUUGAACGAGUACUUGGGAUCAAAUUGCGUGGUAAAGAUCGCGGCAAACCGUUAACGACCCCCGGGACGAAGAAGUGAAUCUCGGGGGGGAAACAACUCUACUUUCGAUCCUUAUAUAUUAUUCCCAAGAAAGAGUUAUGAGAAAGACGGUAGAAUGGAAUGCAACAAACAAACAAACAAACAAACAAACCCCUAACCUUCUUUCCUUUGGUUACAUUGAAUGAAACA
Messenger RNA from Camponotus floridanus (Florida carpenter ant), 901 nucleotides. RefSeq names its product endothelial differentiation-related factor 1 homolog (gene mbf1). The record is from RefSeq and is a predicted model, not a curated record. Gene Ontology annotation, cellular component: nucleus. Gene Ontology annotation, molecular function: DNA binding. NCBI's taxonomy places the organism in Eukaryota, Metazoa, Arthropoda, Insecta, Hymenoptera, Formicidae. Bases 308 to 751 code for a protein of 147 amino acids. The transcript is spliced from 4 exons.